Molecule: messenger RNA, 3888 nt
Organism: Clarias gariepinus (North African catfish)
Lineage: Eukaryota; Metazoa; Chordata; Actinopteri; Siluriformes; Clariidae
Product: ras-related protein Ral-A-like
Exons: 5
Coding region: 513-1130 (205 amino acids)
Biological process (GO): Ras protein signal transduction; regulation of exocytosis
Cellular component (GO): plasma membrane
Molecular function (GO): GTP binding; GDP binding; GTPase activity
Source: RefSeq, a predicted model, not a curated record
UCACGUCACACUUGAAAAAAAAAAAAAAGGUACGAAACAAAGAUGUCAAACUUGUCUCGCAGUGAAGGGACAGAAAAAAAUAGGAAAUAUUAUAAUCUGGAAUAUUUUUAGACGUACAUGUUUGAAGUAAAUUUUAAUUUUGGGGUAUGUUUUUGGACGCUUAAGAAGUUUGGUUUCGUUAGCCCUCGAGCCAAGUUUACACAGGAAUAAUUGAAGACGCAGCGGUCAUUUGGCGCUUUUUAACACGGGUUUAUUUAGCAUUUUAGCUCAGGGUUUGAGCAGGAACCGGUUCCAGGGACAGUAAGCAGGUUUGGGCUUUACUGAUUCAUCUUAUUCUGAGGUAAAAAAAAAAAAAAAAAAAGAAGAUAAUCACCGGCACAGGCAGAGCGAGCGGUUCUGACCAGACAUCAUCGGCGCGUGACGCUUGGUUUCCUUCCCUAAGCUGAGUAAACACUGUUAAAGUUUUCUGUUUGGUUUACCUCCUGUGGAGCCUUUGUUUUUUUUAAAGAAAAAUGGCAGCUACUAAACCGAAAGCGCCGAACUCUCUGGCCCUCCACAAAGUGAUCAUGGUGGGCAGCGGUGGAGUGGGCAAAUCCGCACUGACGCUCCAGUUCAUGUACGACGAGUUUGUAGAAGACUACGAGCCCACCAAAGCCGACAGCUACAGGAAGAAGGUGGUGCUGGAUGGAGAGGAGGUGCAGAUUGAUAUUCUGGACACAGCAGGACAGGAAGACUACGCUGCCAUUCGGGAUAACUACUUCCGAAGCGGAGAGGGUUUUCUCUGUGUCUUCUCCAUCACUGAAUCUGAGUCCUUCGCUGCUACUGCAGACUUCAGAGAUCAAAUCAUUAGAGUUAAGGAGGAUGAGAACGUGCCCUUCCUGUUGGUCGGAAACAAGUCCGACUUGGAGGACCGGAGGCAGGUGGGUGCGGAGGAGGCCAAAGCUCGAGCAGAUCAGUGGGGCGUCAGCUACGUGGAGACUUCCGCCAAGACCCGGGCCAAUGUGGACAAGGUGUUUUUCGACCUCAUGCGUGGAAUCCGAGCCAGGAAAAUGGAGGAAGGCAAAGAGAACGGGAAAGACAAAAGGAAGAGCUUAAUCAAGAGGAUUCGGGAAAGAUGUUGUAUUUUAUAAUGACUGGUUUUAUUUUUUUGUUUCCGCUGUGGUGUCAUGUCCUUCUAUUUUCAAUGUCUGUCUAAUUACAGCUCAUAUUCUUUGGUGUAAAAACGGGACAGAAAGGCAGGUAUGUACACGUGUACAAGUCUUGAUGAUCGCAAAACAUUUCAUUAUUUAAAUGUAAAUAGGUUGAGUCAUAUUACACUACAAUGAGUUUUUUUCAUCAGUCACACGGCAGACCCAGUACUACAAUGGAAAAAAAUAAACAAACAAACAGCGAGGCUACUUUCACACUUGGUAUGUUUUGUGUACUUCUGUAGGAAAUGAAUGCAAGGCAGACGCUUUAAAAAGAAAAAAAAAAACAGCCCAGUCUGAAUGCUUGAAAAUCGUUUUCCCGAUUGUGCAGAGUGAUGCAAAGACGCAUUUUUACUUUCUAACCAAUCAGGUCACAAGCUAGAAGGUGAGCAAAUAGUGAAUAGAGGUAACAGAAUUAAGUUCUCUUGAUUUUAAGGGCACAAGCAUCAGCAAGAUGAUGUCAUAGCUAUUAUGUCGUCGUCAUUGCUAUGAUAGUGCCGAUGUCUGAAAGUGCUGAUGUCAUCCUCCUGAUUUCUGGGUUCCGUUCUUCGUACGUCGCUAACUCAGUUAGCUGGAUUUAAUUGUUGUGGAUUUGUCCUGAUCUUGGAUUGUUUCGUUCUUCAAUGCGCCUUUAGCAUUUGUUGUCAUAGUAACAUAUCCGUAAGCUUGAACCUGCUCGGGAGCAGGUUUAUUUUAUGUAAACAGGAUUUAGCCUGCGCUCCUGGUGGGUUAUGAUUGGUUAAAAUGGCGAGGUCACAUCUGAUUGGUUAAAGAGCACGACUGAUUCCCCCCCCCCACACACACACACACACAUAACGGCUAUCAAAUAUUAUAUAUAAACAUAAAUUCAUAGGUUUAUUAUUAUCAAAUAUGAUAUUACUAUUAUAAUAAACGUAGGCAUGAGACAGCCGUCAAGACCAUUAAUACAAAUUCUUGUAUAAUGUUUAUUUUGUAACACAUUUAUUUUUCAGGGGUUUGUCAUAAAAAUAUGCAAAUAAUAUUUUAUAUAGAUAUAUAUAUAUAUAUAUAUAUAUAUUAAAAAUAAAUAUUUUAUAAUGAUAAAUUGGACGAAACUAAUUUUAUUGUAAAAUAAACAAUAUAAAAAUAUACAUGUUGUAUUUGAAAAAUAUUAAUAUUUCUAUUUUUUUAUAUACAACAUUUAUUUUCAUAUUGCUUAUUUUAUUUUCUCAUGUAAUUUAACCAUUAACCUAUGCAUUUAUGUUCUAAUAUAAUAUUUGAUAGCGAUUAUGUAGGGGGGGGCAAUCCAUGGCAGGGGGGCAUUUCAGGGCAUAACACGUGUUACAAAAAAAGUUGAGCCGCUUUUUUUCCUUUUCGUCAACCAAUCAAAGCACUGUGAUCAGUGUUUCUACUGUCAUUGCAUAUCGCCUUUUAAACCACUGCACGAGCGCGCAAUAAUCCUAGACAACUCAAUCCAGAUAUACUAAUCAUAAACAUGUGAGCUCGAAGAACCGACUUAGCCAGAUCGUAAUUAGCACGAUGUUCCCAUCUUAGAUGUGUCAAUUCAUCUCGGAUGUGUCAAGCGACGUACGAAGAACAGACCCCAGAUGUCUUGUGUGUGAAGGGCCCUCUUGUUUUUCUAUGAAUUGUCGCCCCCUCAAGUCUCAGGCGGUGCAAAGAUUUCUUUCAUAAAUAAACAAUUUGAACAUAAAAGUCUGCUAUAAAGAGAAUUAAACAGUAAAUCACUUAAAAUGAAGAUUUCAUGCGACAAAUGUUUGUGCUUUAAAAAAGUACAAACGUGGAACAUGUCCAGUUUAAUAAAGAAUUUAUGUGGUGAGUUUUACUGAGCAGCUUGAAGAGAUUUCCAUGACUUUUACUGUCCAACUCACAUCUGUUUUUUUUUUUUUUUUUUGGUCUGAAAAAAGUGGGGCUUUAUGGAAUAUUUUACUUUAACUGACAUCCAAGAAAGAGAAAAAAUAUGUAGUAAACAAUUUCUUUCUUGAAAAAAAAUUGUAAAGAAAAAGAAUUACCGACUUGAUCAUGCAGAAAAUAAAUGUCUAAGAAAGUUUUUAUAUUUAAAAAAAAAAGGUGACUUUUGCACAGUGCUGUAUGAACCAUCAGACAUUAAUAAACCUUUCCUAAUAAACAUGCAGCGAAUAUCAGCGUGACAGAAAUUUACGUAUUACUGAGAAAAUAUGGUGACUGAUGUAUUUAAAUUAUUCAGUCUUUUUUUUUUCAUUGUGAUGCUUUAAUCAGUUCAUAUUUUCAUGUGUAUUCGAUUUCUGUUCCAUAAAAGGAAGGAAGAAAGGAAAUUGUGGUUUUCUUUUUAAUUCAAAAAUGUAGUGCAGGCCGCGAGUCGUACCACAUAAGCUUAUAGUGAAUUAUCGAACCUUGGUCCUUUUUUCUUCUCGUAACCUCCGGAACAGACCGAUCUGUAUAACGUCCUGUGGGUUUUGUCAUAACGCCAUGUGCAGCUCCAUCUCUGUUUGAAGUCUGAAUAAUUUUGACGAUCAUUUCCUGCUAACUGCGAUUCAAUAACAUUGGAACUCGUGUGUUUUGACAUUUUUCUAUAAUAAUAAUAACUAACUUCACUCUGUGAUUAAUGGUACACAGGGGUAAUGACGCUAAAACACAACAUGCUCUGCUGAAGCCCCCAGGUACUUUUUGUUCUACUUUAUGUUAAUUAAUGCAGCUGUCUAACUCAGAGCCAAAAAAAAAUUAAAUACAAGAGAUUUUAUUAUAA